Molecule: messenger RNA, 2271 nt
Organism: Ooceraea biroi (clonal raider ant)
Lineage: Eukaryota; Metazoa; Arthropoda; Insecta; Hymenoptera; Formicidae
Gene: NiPp1
Product: nuclear inhibitor of protein phosphatase 1
Molecular function (GO): protein binding
Source: RefSeq, a predicted model, not a curated record
UUUUUUGUUAGUAUUCUGUGUGACGUGCCGAAUGGAGUAUGUUUUCGUCCGUGCUUGUAGGUGUUGUCUGUGUUGCUUGCGCUCGGAUAAUUGAAUAAACAAAUUGUUACGGAGGUGCGCGACAAUGGCUAACCAUUACGAAGUUCCAAAUUGGGCCGGGAAACCACCGGUGGGGCUGCAUUUGGAUGUACUGAAGAGUGAUAAGCUGAUACAGAAACUUAUGGUAGACGAAAAGAAGUGCUAUUUAUUUGGCCGCAACCAACAGCUAAAUGAUUUUUGCAUUGACCAUGCAUCCUGCUCUCGGGUUCACUCAGCCCUUGUUUACCAUAAACAUCUCAAUCGGGCAUUUUUAGUUGAUCUGGGAAGCACACAUGGAACUUUUAUUGGCAAUCUACGUUUAGAAGCUCAUAAACCAACUCAAUUGCCAAUUGACAGUACAUUUCACUUUGGCGCGUCGACUCGGUAUUAUAUUAUAAGGGAAAGACCCCAAACUGGUGCCAGACCUAUCAUCGAGGAGCUGGAAAAGUUAUCCGAAGAUAUUGACGCCGGUGGUUUAUUAGGUCUACCUGAAACGGAAACCGAACUCGACAAUUUAACGGAAUUUAAUACGGCUCACAAUCGACGAAUUUCUAUGCUCGGCAUAACAGACGAUGAGAUGCACAAGCCAACGCGCAAACGGAAAAAGAAGGGAAUUACUUUCAACGAUGACGAGGAAGUUAUCAAUCCUGAAGACAUCGAUCCGUCAGUUGGGAGGUUUCGCAAUCUUGUGCAAACAACAGUAGUUCCCAGCAAGAGAAUGCGUAUGGAGGGCGGUCUCAUAUCACUGUCGGAGGAUCACAAUCUGCUGAAGCACAUGCAACCCACGUCCACUACGCCUCAACUCUAUCACGAUCUACCUCCCGAGCAGUUCUCGCAUUCUUCAAUGUCGGCGAUCAAUCCGUUCUCCACGGCUCUGACGUCGUUAACGUCUCGACUGGGCAUCGCGUUACCCAAUCCGGCACCCGAGGUAGAAAUGACACCUAAUCAGAUACAGACGGAGGCGCCGCACGUGCAAGAGCUGCCGGGCACAACGGAGCCGCGAUCGAUGGAGCCGAAGAAGAAGAAGUACGCCAAAGAGGCAUGGCCCGGAAAGAAGCCAAUGCCAACGCUUCUCGUAUAAUAGGAGAGAUUAUCGUUUACACGUGUGCGUUAUAUAAUUUUAUUAUCUGAUCCGGUUAUCCGCGAGGCCCCAUUAACGAGAAAUCAUUCACGUGUGAAGUCGCUUCUUUAUUUUUUUUUAUAUGAGCUUUAUGCUCCUGUUAUUUCGUAUUCUUGGCAACUUGUCGUUCCCGGACGAAUUUUCAUUCGUGUUCCUUUUAAGUCACACGGGAUUAUUGUAAAAAGAUUGAAGUCUACUUCAAAUACUUUACAACACAUAAUAGUAUUUGAGAUAAAAAAGUCUUACUUGUAAUUUGUACGUAAUAGAAAAGAACCUUUGAAGAUUUAUAAAUGAACGUGUGUGCUUUGUGUAUGCGUGAGAGUAUACUUUUGUAAAUGUAUCUUUAAUUCUUUAAAUGCCUUCUGCAGUCGCAGCUCAUAUGAAAUUAAAUUUUAUAUGCCGAGUUUCCAUCGUGGGUUAUAGUGUUUAUUUAAAGUUGGGACUAACUCUGUACCAACUAAAAUAUGUGAGUAAUAAAAUAUCGCUUAAUUCUUAAUUUCGCUUGAUCGCUUGGAAAUAUUUACAUUAUUUAUAUAAUAUAAUUAUUUGUCCAAGUAUCUGAGAUUCAUUUGAAGAGAUCUAAUCUUUUAACUAUAAUCUGUUAACGCACGAUGGAUAGACAUUUAGUUGUCUGUAAUUGACAAUCGAACGAAUGAUCAUCUUAAAAUUAUCAGUACAGAAAAUACAUGUUUUUUUAAUUAAAAUAGCUUAAUGAGUGAUCAUGUUAAACGCAUAGUGUUACGUUUUAAAAGCGUCACCAUACUGUACCAUUUGCUUUAUUUUCUAUUCUGGAUAGUAACUAUCAAUAUAAAAAUUGCUAGCGUUUAUCAGGCAGACUUUUUUUCCUGUAAUAUUAUUGUAAAAUAAUAUUAUGCCUAGCGUUAGCUCUUUAUAUUGUGGUCUCCAUGCGAUUGAGAAGUUUUAAUAAUAGCAUUAUUGUUACGUCUCCUUAAAUUUCGUCAUAAUUUUCUUUACAUUUUAUCGCUAUUAUUAUCGCUACAAGUGCAAUCAAGUCAAUGUAAAUAGUUAUAAAAUAAUUUCGUUGACAUAUUUUUAUAUGUCACUAGCAAAAA